Molecule: messenger RNA, 758 nt
Organism: Prunus mume (Japanese apricot)
Lineage: Eukaryota; Viridiplantae; Streptophyta; Magnoliopsida; Rosales; Rosaceae
Product: mavicyanin
Cellular component (GO): plasma membrane
Molecular function (GO): electron transfer activity
Source: RefSeq, a predicted model, not a curated record
UCUCUCUCUCUCUCUAACACAGAGAAGACUUGAGACAUGGCCAUUGCAACAGCUCUAGUAAUUUUGCUGCUUGCAGCCCCAGCAGUUUAUGGAGUGCAGCACACUGUUGGUGACACAGAUGGCUGGGAAUCAAAUGUAGAUUAUGUCACUUGGGCUGCUAGUAAAACCUUCACUGUUGGUGACACUCUUUUGUUCACCUAUGGUGCUUCCCACUCAGUGGAUCAAGUAAAUCAAGCAGGCUACAGUAGUUGCAGUUCAAGCAAUGCCAUCGGAACCCAUAGUGAUGGGAACACAUCAAUCCCCCUCUCACAAGCUGGUCCAGUCUAUUUCAUCUGCCCUACUCCAGGUCACUGUGCCAGUGGCAUGAAGCUUACAGUCACUGUUGUGGCAGCUGGCAGCCCCCCUACCACUUCUCCCACCACUCCAUCUCCACCAGCUACAACCCCGUCUCCACCCACCACCACUCCGUCUCCGUCCACCACUCCUGCCAGCAAUAAUGGUUCGUCGCCGCCACCCCCGCCACCUUCCGGAGCCGCAGCUCUUAGCAUGAAUAUGCUUGGGGUUCCACUUGCGAUGGCAACCUUGGUUGCAUUCAUGGGCUAGGGAGGAGGCAGUGCGGUUGAUCUUUUUCUUUCUUCUUUCUAAUAAUUGACCAGACAUUUGUUAUGUUGUAUUGUGUUGAAUUGGUAUGAUGUUAGAUGAGAGAUGUUAGAUUUUUUAUGUUUAUAAUAUCAUAUCAUAUUCUAGAUGGACGACAA